Messenger RNA from Drosophila hydei, 689 nucleotides. RefSeq lists its product as uncharacterized. NCBI's taxonomy places the organism in Eukaryota, Metazoa, Arthropoda, Insecta, Diptera, Drosophilidae. The transcript is spliced from 4 exons. The record is from RefSeq and is a predicted model, not a curated record. Bases 76 to 603 code for a protein of 175 amino acids.
CUAAAUCUGAAACAUAAAAUGGACGUAAAUGCGGCAAGUGAUUAAUAAUCUAAUAAUACGCUGCACCGCAAGAAUAUGACACAAUCAAAUAAUACGCACGCAAACAGCAAACAAGACACCGAUUCGGACUCGCUGUCUUUGAAUCCAGAACAACUAUUAGAAGGCCUAUUCCAAGCGCUGCAAAAGCUAUGGCUUCAGGGCCGCCGGCUUGUGUACUUCAUUAUGAGCGAACUAGGCGGCAAUGAGUUUUUCGAAGCUGCCGUUUCAUGGUGCGUCCAGCAUCCAGAUCUUUCGAUCUGUUUGCUGGCUGCAGGUUUUGUAUUCCUUUUGCCUUUGCUAAUCAUUUUUGGCUUUGGUUUUAUUACCUUGGUGAUAACAUUUACAGGCAUUCUAGUACUGGAAGGCACUUUAUUGACGUUUGUCUUGAUGAUAUUUUUUGCCUGCAUUGGAAGUUUGGCUAUUGCUUUCAUCAUCUUUGCUGUUGUUGCAUAUUUUGGAUUUUCACAGAUCUAUGGAUUCCUUGGAAUGGAGCGUUAUCGAGAUGCGUUUCUUAGAUUUUUACAAGAAAAUAUUAGUGCAGCUACAGUUAAUGAAUCAAAUUAGAAGUAGAACUUAAGCAGGUCAUAUUAAUAAGCUAUCAAAAAGAAAAUAUGUAGAAUUCCCAGUAAGAAAUAGACAUAUGAAUUAUU